Dreissena polymorpha is the source of this 9690-nucleotide messenger RNA. RefSeq lists its product as uncharacterized. The record is from RefSeq and is a predicted model, not a curated record. NCBI's taxonomy places the organism in Eukaryota, Metazoa, Mollusca, Bivalvia, Myida, Dreissenidae. The transcript is spliced from 16 exons. Gene Ontology annotation, molecular function: non-membrane spanning protein tyrosine kinase activity. Bases 158 to 2959 code for a protein of 933 amino acids.
UUUUUGUUAAAAGUAGACCAACUUAGUUGCAUUAUGUGAAACUACACGCAGCAGACUGCUAUACCAACAGCGGACUGUAAUCGCCCAAGCAGACAGUUCUGGUUAUUUCUGGUUUUCAAUAAAGUGGAAAUUUAUCAGACCUAUAAAAAAGUCAACAAUGCGUGUGUGGUUUUGUCCACGUAAAUCUCGACACCAGUGGGUGGCAUUUCUGUUUAUCGUCUGUUUCGUUGGUGUCUUUUUGUCCUACCGGCGUCUCAUGAACAGCGAGAGUGAGAAACACAUGAAAUCUGACAAGGAGCUACAUUCCAAUAAAAACUUUGUACAAAUUCAGGAAAAUCUCAAACAGCAAGUGAAGGAUGAUCUUAAGUCAGGAAAAAUCCCUGUUGAUCCAAUAAUUGGAUCAAAGUUUGUGAAAGAGGAUGGAAAUAUUGUUAACAAUCCCCCAAAGUUAGAAAAUUCUGAACUUAUAGUAGGGAGAGUGCUAGAAAAUGCAGAGGAUUAUAUCUCAAAUGGGGAAAAACUAGCUCGAUUGAAGUUACUGGUUGUACAGUUAAGUCCACAAGACUGGAAAACUGCACCGGAUGCAGAUGAAAUAGUUCUGUUGACUAAGUCAGAGUUCAUGGACCUUAAAAUCAUCAGCAAAAUGAGCUGUCGGGAAAUCGAUCAUUUGGUUGCCAUAAAUCGCCAGAGUGGAUACCACGGGAAAAAAUAUGUUGAUUACAUGAAAACUCAUCGAGAUUCAGACAUUGAAAUGGUGGUUAAAAGUGUGGGUCAUGACGAGCAGUUCAAAAUCAGCUGCAUGAAACAGGACUACAACAAUGACAGGUGCUCGUUCAUGGCCAAUUAUAAACUCCUGAAGGAGCUUGUGUUGCUGGCAUUAUUGGAGAAUCCAGCUCUUGUUCAGCUUAAGGGGUUUUGCCUGCGAGGGGAUGCAAUUGACUUAAGGGUCAACAAAAGAGGGAUCGUGUUGGUAACUGAGGCUGGGACACAGCUUGAAACGGGGAUGAUCAUGCACCUGCCAUGGGCUACAAAACUGAAGAUGCUACUACAGCUGUAUGAGCUAUUACGGUACCUGGACACCAGCCCCGCCGGUUCCCUGGGCUUUGAGGCUCUGCAGCUCCACGAUUUUGUACUCGUUGAAAACAGCCUGAGACUGGUUGACUUAGACAACCUCAGGGUAGGGGAACCAGCGUGCACCACAGAUGUGCAGUGUCAGGAUGCCUCCCUAGACGUUGUUUCUAUCAAGUGUCAGCAGAACACAUGUCAGGGGUAUAACUCACGUGUCAACAUGGAACUUGUUCGUUCUGUCGUCGUGGAGCCCAUGUUGCAAACGUUCCCGAGCUCUGUCAGACAGGAAGUACAGAAUUUCCUGUCUGAUCUGCAGCGAAAGAAGCUUUCUGUGAAGGACUGUGUGACCUGGCUGGAAGUACAGCUGACCGCAUACAACUCCAUGUGGCGUGAGGGUGAGGCACAACAGGACCGGGCAGAAGGUCAGAUGGCACAGGUCACAGAAAGGUCAAAGGUCGCAGACAGGGAUCAGGAGUUCAACAAUCUGAGAGUCACACCUGUCGGAAAACCACCAGUCAGCAAGCCAGAUGAUGGUACACUGAAGGUUGGCAGUAACAGAGACCUUCGUAAUGGAUUCCAGAGAUUUGACAAUGCAAAUUACCCAGGCCAGUUUGACUACAAGUGCACGAGGUCUCGAGUGUCGUGGGGCUGCGUUAUAACUGUGACAAACCUGGAGGAGGCACUGAGUCUCUGCCAGACUGACCCUCUCUGUCAGUCGUUUGUCAUUUUCUCCUCGAAUCCAGAGAACGAUGCUCAAAUGACAGUUAUCAUGAAGAAUGGGGCAAAUGACCAGCCAGACAUCAACAAUGGGGUAACUCUCUUCAGGAAGGCACACGAUCAUUACAAGAGGAAACCCAGUGCUAACAACACAACCACUUUUAGAAAUGAAGAUACUCUGUCAGUGAGAUCUGGUGGUGUAAAAGAGAGUCAGGAGAAGUGUGUUGCAAGGAUACAGAACUUGACGGAGAGUGGUCGAGACAAGAGGGAGAAAAGACUCUACGCACAUCUCGGGAUGAAAGACCUGUCAGAGAAGGACUGGCUCCACUAUGCGGCUAGCCUGCACAUCACACACCACCUUGGCGCCUCACAGCUGUCGGACGAGAAUACCAAGGGUGGAAGGUUCAAGUUUCAGUUCGAAAAUAGCAGCAUGAGCCUUCAGAGAGGGGAGUACCUGCUGGAGUACGGGCCCAAUCGGCACCAUGUCGCUCACAUGGCGGCAUAUAGCCUGGACAGAAUACUUGGGCUGUACAACGUGCCCCCUGCCAUUGCGAGACCUCUCUUCUACCCGGAGUACACCAAGAUUGCAGGGCACCAGGACCUCAUUCAAAGCAUGCUCAACGCCACUGACAGGCUGGGUAGCAUCAUGCCAGGUAUCGUCACAGUGAGUAUACCCCCGGUGAUGAAGACAAUACCCCUGUCAAUCCAGAAGCGCGACUCUCUUGUCCAGCAGGUGACCUCGUUCUCCCGUGGCCAGAGGCUCGAGCUCGAGUACGUUUUGCUGUGGUCGUUGACUCAGAUGUUGAAACCUUCCCAUGGCUUUCUGGGGUAUAAAGGUCACAUGAUACAUUUUGAGGCUGAUCUUGCGUUUACGAGGCAUUUCAAGAACCAGAUGGGCUACUUCUACAACUGCCAGUUCCCAAACAACGUCUACAAGAUGAUGAUCUGUUACAAGUGCCAGGGAGGGGACAAAUCCCUCAACAAGAUCUGUGGUCUAGGACAGGAGAUGGUGUCCAGGAUACGUGACAGUAGCGGUUACCAGGAUACUGAUAUCGCCAUUGACAACAUGAAGUCCGUCACCAUGGCAGAUAUAGUGGACAACAUGGCUGGGGCCAUUCUUCACAUUGUGGACCAUUGCAUCAAGACAUUCUCACGGGAGCUCGUGCUAUACUGAGAACACGGAUACCUAGACUUAAUGCAUGCACGGAAAGUGUCCUCCCAGAUUUGCCUGUGUGGACUACAGGAAAGACUUUUUAAGCCUAAACUGGAUUUUCUUUGCUAAGAAGAGACUUUUUUAAAGAAAAAUACCAUUAAAGGUGGAAAUUUUUGUCCCUGAUUAGCCUUUUUGUAGUGGACAUGCUUAUAUGGAAGACACCUAACAAACAUGAAUACACCGAUACCUGGUGCCUGCAUUGUAUCCAUACAUUUGGAAGCGUUUGAGCUGCUAAAUUGACAAAUGGGACUUGAUUCGUCUGCCUGAGGUGUCUGCAUUUUAUUCUCCCAGGAGACCGUUUCAAUUAAAGCUUUUAAGUUAGUUAUUAUGAGUAAGUUAUUAGAUAUUUACAAUUGCAAACUGACAAGUUGUGAGUGUCUGAAGGAGACAUAUUGUAUCAGUCUUCAGGACAGCUGUGUCUGUAUUUAUGAUAUAAAUGUUUUCAUUUCGCAGAAGUCUCUUCUAAACCUAAAGCUGCUGCAGACAGUAAGAGUCCUUCUGGAUAAGACUGAUAAGACUGUGCAGACUUACACAUUUGUGGGAAAACUGGGUUUAAUGCAUGUGCGUCAACUGUCAUCCCAGAUUAGCCUAUGCAGUCUGAAUAGGCUUAUCAGGGACAACACUUUCCAACUAAACUGGACUUUUGUUUAGAGGAGACUUCCUUUAAUUGAUAACUUCUAUAAAAGCGGAAAUUUUUAACCCUUAUUAGCCUUUGCAUACUGUAGAGUCUAAUCUGGGUUGACACUGUAAGCACAUUCUUUAAGCCCAGUUUUCCUAGAAUGAAGCUCAUUUAAAGGCCCAGUUUUCCUGGGUCAUAACUCACAUUAUUUCUCUAGGAAAUAGGUUUUUAUACUGAGUACACACUAUCUGCAUUGUAUUGAGUUAUCAGUUUUCUGUUAUCAGUUUUCUGUUAUCAGUUUCAAUCAUCUUGUUGAUUUUUGAAGCAUGAUUUAUGAUAUUAUUCUGUUGUUGAGUUUAGUUUUGAAUGGUGUUUUCGGAAAGCUAUGCAUUAAAUGUGGGGUGUAAGUUGUCUGAGACAUUAUAGUCAAUUACUUAUGACUAUAGGGAGUUUAAUGUGGAAAUCCAUCAGUGAUCUACUGGGAAAUAGCCUAGAAUGCUGUAAUUGUAUUGUUUUGUGAUAUACAUGUAGCAUGAACUAAUGUAUUCAGAAUAUUUGGUGCCCUAUGCCCCUGUUGUUUGGCUGUUUUACUCUCAAAGACCUCAUAAUGAUACUUUAAUUGUGUAGUUCUAGUUUUGUUAUAAAAAGCCACAUGAUAUUUUUGAACAAUAUAAAAUGUUUAUAACUGGUAUGAAAAUAACAAAGUUGGCCUUGAUUUAUCUUGGGUGCUGCUUGUUCAAAUCCUGAUCAUGUAUUUGAUAUGCAUACCAGUCAUUAAAUAUAACUUUGUUUAUUUUUGCUUAUGCAUUAUAUAACAGAACAUAUUUUUGCCACUGUUUACUCAUUUUAUGUUUAUGUUGGGCUUAUAAAUUAUUUCAUUAAAUAAUUAUGACCAACAGAGCUUAUAUGUCAUGAAUACAAUGUAAAAUAUUUGUCAUCAAAAAUUGUCAUGAAAAUACUAUAACUAAAACAAAAAAUGUAUAGUUGUGGAUUGUUCAAAACAGCUAAAUAUAUUAAAUUUUCAUUAAUGUGUCAAUUGAAAUCAACGAUCAUUUUAAUGUAUUUUUUGCUAUAAAUGAUUUUUUAUGAUGACAUAUCCAUUAAAGCAUGAAUUUAUUUUAUUUGUAUUCUGUCAUAUACUUUAGUAAAUUAUUGUCAGGGUAUAUGUGUUAUUGUACUUGAUUGUGCUUUGUUUCCAAAAACUAAUUUCCAAGAUUACUUACUAUGAUGUCAUGUAAAAUACUUAUAAAACCGACAUAUCACAACAAUAUCAAAAUGGUGCCAUAUAUACUGCAUUUAUAUAUAUGAACCCAUUUUUAAAUUUUAAGUAAUAUCAAUGCAGUCAAUUAAAAUCCUAUUGAUUUUGUAUGUUUUAACGAAACCAGUGUUUUUUUUUAUAUUCUUGUUUGAACUUAUUUAAACAAGAAUAAGAACACAUUAAAAGAGAUAAAAAUCAUACAAUGUAAUAUUUGUACUUAUCCCUUUACCACUUUAGAUACGUAUUUUGACACAUGUGUAGUCCAAUAGAAAGUUAUAUUUAAUUGAAGAACUUUCUUACUAGAUUCAAGUUUUAAAACUUCAUUUCCAACCCUUAGAUACUGAUGAGCAGCAAACAGCAUAAAACCUAAACAGACUGCGAGUUACUCACAGGCUGUUCUGGUUUGAUGCUUUUUGCACAUAGCUAUUUUAACUUUUCUUCUGAGUGGGAAAGGGUUAGUACUAAAAAUACAGAUAUUUGUUCAUGAUUAAUUAGCCUGUGUUGUGUGUUUGUGGAAAACAAAAUAUCUUGUAUAUAAUCAUUGUGUGAAUUCUAUUAAUGUUCAAUAUACCUGCAUGAAAAUACAUGCAGUCAAUUGUUGAAAAAAGUGUUUAUAUUUAAUAGCGAAAUAAUUUAUAAAAUUCUGUGUAUUUAUGUUGAGACUUUGGGAACAAGUUGUGUAUAUUUUUGUUAUUAGAACAGAUCUGUUUUAAAAUAUAUAUUUCAACUUCUCCUGUUGUAUGGUUUUCAAUUGUAGAGGAUGGUAAUUUUGUAUUUUUUCUACAUUUAUAAGCAUACAUGGUAGUUCAUUAUAUUAAUAUGUAUAUUUACAUAUAAUUAAAAUGUAAUAAUAUAUUUUAGUUCUAUAAUUAUGUUUAUGGUUUAUAUAUGAGCCACGUUAUUGGAAAACUAAAAGUGGAAAGUGUCUUUCCUGACUAGCCUGUGCAGACAGCACAGGCUAAUCUGAGGCUACACUUUACGCCCAAGCUUUAAACCACGUUUUCACAGAGCGCAGCUCAAAUGUUACCUUCCUUUGUUACAUAGUGUUCAAAUGUAGAGGAUAUUUAUUAUCUACAUUUAACCCAUUUAUGCCUAGCGUCAAGAAAAAAGGCCUUGGCAAAUAUUCUAAAUUUAGUAAUAAAUAUACUAGACAUCCUUAAUUUUGGUAAUAAAUUGAUCCAAUUUAGAAGGAUGGGAGAGUCCACUAGGCAUAAAUGGGUUAAUACUUCUCACAUGUUUGUUGUUCAAGCACUAAAAACCUCACUGUUCUAUGAUAUUCCAGCCACUAUGUGGCCUUGCUUUUAUAUACACCUGCCUUCUACAUUCCAAAGUUCUGUUGAAUAACAGGUAUUUAAAUUAAACUUGAAAAAAACUUAGACUUACCAAUUGUUUUUAUAUUGAUUACCUUAAAUUAAAUAAGAGUUUUUAGAUUAGUGUUUGUUUGUUCAUGUAUUUCAUGUACACAUCGACCCUCAGAUGGGGGUAAUCAUGUGACAAUCAAGAUGGCAUCAUCCAUUCGGAGACAGGUAUUUUUUGCCGUUUUGUACCAUUUAUUACUUGUUUUAAUUGUUUAAAUGCUGCUAACUUUCUAGCCAUAUCAGCAAGACAGUGAUUAGUGUUUAUUUUGUUUUAAUAUUUGCUCUUUAUGUCAACUUUACUCGCUGUCAAAUUUCUUAGACAGAGCUGUAAUUUUGUGACCCACCAAGAAAAUUUGCAGCAAGUAAAAGUGAGGGACAUUUUAACAAUUGACAAAAGUAAUAAAGGGUAUAAAACGUCCAAAAAUACCUGAAUCAGCAUGGACGUCGCCAUCUUGUUUGUCACAUGAUAACCCCCUCUGUGGACAUUUAGCCAUGAUAAAAUAUACGAGUCUGGCUCUGGGAAUAUGGGGCUUAAUACAUAUGUGUAAGGGUCAUCCCAGAGUCUGUGCAGUCCACACUUAAUACAUAUGUGUAAGGGUCAUCCCAGAGCCUGUGCAGUCCACACUUAAUACAUAUGUGUAAGGGUCAUCCCAGAGUCUGUGCCGUCCACACUUAAUACAUAUGUGUAAGGGUCAUCCCAGAGCCUGUGCAGUCCACACUUAAUACAUAUGUGUAAGGGUCAUCCCAGAGUCUGUGCAGUCCACACUUAAUACAUAUGUGUAAGGGUCAUCCCAGAGUCUGUGCAGUCCACACUUAAUACAUAUGUGUAAGGGUCAUCCCAGAACCUGUGCAGUCCACAUCCCAGAGCCUGUGCAGUCCACACUUUACGCCAAUGUAAUAGACCCUGUUUUCUCAGAUUGAGGCUCAUUUACAUUAGUCUGAUCGUGUUAGAAUCAUGUAAGAAUCAUAAUGAUAUUUGCAUUAUUGUUGUCUAUCAAGCAAUGUGCAACGUUGCUUAUUUAAAGCAAAUGUUUACAGUUUCUACUAAAUAAUUGUAUAUAUUAUAUAUUUCAUGUUGUUAUGUUUCUGUCCUGCUAUGACAAUGUUUACAAAUUGUUUAUUUGUUGACACAAUCAUGAGUUUUGUUAAAUGUUUGUAUGUUACAGAAUUUAUAUAAAAAUAUAUGAGCCUUUCUCAAGAAAAGGGGCUCAAUGCGUGUGCUUAAAGUGGCAUCUCAGACUAGCCUGCACAGUCCACACAGGCUAUUCAGGGACAAGACUUUCGGCUUUCGUAUUUUUUGAUGAAACAAAAUUUCUUCAUAGCAAAAUUCCAGCUUAGCCAGAAAGUAUCAUCCUGGAAUAGCCUGUGCAGUCUGCCCAGCAUAAUCUGGGAUGACACUUUAUGUUUAUGCAUUAACCCCCAUUUCCCAGAGCACAGCUCAUCAAAAUAGCGAAUGCUGAAGCCUGUAUGAUUAUAUCUGACUGUUUUCUUAUGGAUUAACCCUUUCCCACUCAGAAGCAAAGUGAAAAUGGCUAUGUGCAUACAGCAUAAAACCAGAACAGCCUGCGAGUAACUUGCAGUCUGUUCAGGUUUUAUGCUGUUUGCUGCUCAUCAGUAUCUAAGGGUUGGAACUGAAACUUUAAUAACUUGGAUCUAGUAAGAAAGGUCUGCAAUAACAUUUAGCUUUCUGAGGGACUACAAAUGUGUGAAAAUAAGUAUCUAAGUGCUAAAGGGUUAAGUGUUUGCAUCUUCUUACUGCUUUUUUCUACACUUGUUUCAUGAUCAAAUAAGUUAUGUGUGUUGCCAUGUUGAUGUCUCAAACAUGCGGAUAAGCAUAAUAUGAACAACAAGUGAAACACAGUAUCAUGUUGUUUUUUGUCUUAUGAAAUUUGAUAAUUUAUAGAACAAUGAAGUCUUAUCGAUCUAUUUGAAUAUUCUGCCAUGUCAUAUAUUUAAUCCCGCCAAAAGGUUUAGGGAUAUACAAAUGGUAGGCUUUAUUCGGCUUGUCCAUCAAACUCCUCUGUGAUAAACUCCUUCAUUUUGCGUCUGAUUUUCAUCAAAAUUUUACCCAAUAUUUACCUCCAAGUGCUACUGUGCAUAUUGUAAAGGUUCUUCAAUUGCUUUAUUUAAGCUCACCUGAGCUCAACAUGCUCAUUGGUUCAUUUGAACAAAAACUUUAAUUCAAGCAGUUUUGUUCAUGCAUGACAUCAUUCGAAAGACGAUGUGAACAAUAUUUAAAUUGAAUCACAUGAUUUUAUAUUUCACACUUCUGUGUAAAUACUUAAAGGUGACAUGAGAAAAAAUAUAAGCCUCAAAUCACCAUGUCAAAAAUAUUGUUAUGAUCCAUGUGAAAAAAAUAAGCGGCAAUGCCCCAAAGUGAACACAAUAAACUCCAAUGUUCCAUAAUUUUAUGAACACAGUUAACUGCAGUGUCCAAUAUGAACACAGUAAACUCCAAUGUUCCAUAAGUUUAUGAACACAGUAAACUGCAGUGUCCCAUUUGAACACAGUAAACUGCAGAGUCCCAUGCAAACACAAUAAAUUGCAGAGUCCCAUGUGAACACAAUAAACUGCAGAGUCCCAUGUGAACACUAUAAACUGUAGUUUCCCAUGUGAACACAAUAAACUGCAAAGUCCCAUGUGAACACAAUAAACUGCAGUUUCCCAUGUGAAUGCAAUAGACUGCAAUGUCCCAUGUGAACACAAUAGACUGCAAUGUCCCAUGUGAACACAAUAAACUGCAAUGUCACAUGUGAACACAAUAAACUGCAAUGCCCCAUGUGAACACAAUAAACUGCAAUAUCCCAUGUGAACACAAUAAACUGCAAUGCCCCAUGUGAACACAAUAAACUGCAAUGCCCCAUGUGAACACAAUAAACUGCAAUGCCCCAUGUGAACACAAUAAACUGCAAUGUCCCAUGUGGACACAAUAAAAUGCAAUGCCCCAUGGGGACACAAUUAACUACAAGGAUCGAUGUGAAAACAAUCAGCUACAAUGCCCCAUGUGAACACAAUAAACUGCAAUGCUCCAUAAUAAGAAAACUAAAAUGAAAUUCCCCAUGUGAACAAAAAGAAGCUUUAAAUCUCCAUAAGAACACAAUAAACUGCAAUGCUCUAUAUGAACACAAUUAACUGCAAUGCUCCAUGUGAACAAAAUAAACUGCAAUGCCCCAUAUUAACAAAUAUCAAAUAUACAUCACAAGCUGCAAAAUGUUGACUGAUUUCAUGUUCAUACAAUAUUUUUUUGUAUUUUGUAUAUUUUUAUUGUGUUUAUUUCGUUAAUUUCUUCUUAUUGCCAUUUUGGUCUGUUUUUCUUCUAUUAAACUGAACAAUAAAAAGAUGUUUAUAUGUAUUUCUACGUAAUAAAGAUUUAUUUUCAGAGUGUUAAACUUUUGUGACCGUAUUGUUGUUGUUUAAUUAAAUGUAUCCAUGGUUAAAUAAAAGGUAUGUAACUGUU